AUGACAUACCAUUCGAUUGUGGUAUUGUUGGCACAUUAGGUUAAUUGGUGUGUGCUUAAACGCGUAAUCAGUAUGUGAUCAGGAUCUCAUGAUGAAUCCAACAGUUUACACUUGUAGUAGCUUGGUGUCCCUAAGGCUCGUGGGAAUGAGCUUACCUAGUCCCGAGCGUGUUUCAUUACCUUUUCUCAAAGAUAUUGUUUUAAUCGUCGUUGAGUAUACCAACCGAUGGGCAUUAGAGAAGUUAAUCUCACAAUGCCCAGUUCUUGAAAACGUUAGUAUUGAUAGAAUUUACGGUGAUGGAAUGCCCAUUUUACGUGUGCGUUCCCAGUCUCUAUUGAGCUUCUUGCAUUAUUGGGAUACGAAUGAUGAUUAUGAGGAAGAUAGUAUAGUUGAAAUUGAUGCUCCCAUGCUUAAGUAUCUGAGGAUCAGUGAUGGUGGAACUACGAGUUUCAUUAUAAAGAACCAGCAUUCCCUUGUAGAAGCUGAUAUAGAGACUGUGUUUAAUUUGACAAAUGAAAGGAGGCUACAGGUUGCAAAUGAAAUACAAAAGAGAGAUAUGGUUCGUGAUUUUCUCGUUGGGAUCUCUAAGGUGAAAGAUCUGACCAUCACCUCCUCUACUCUCAAGGUCAUAUAUGAUUACGCAAGAUAUGUACAACUACCGGUAUUUCGUAACCUAUAUACCUUGUGUGUCAGGUUCGACAGCUACAUGUGGGAGAUGUUGCCAGUCUUUCUUGAAGUCUGUCCGAAUCUAAAAACUCUUGUCGUGGGAACUAGUGAAAAUUACCUCAGGGUGGACCUUACUGUUAUUGCCAGACCUUGGAAUCUGUUAUCAUCUCUAGAGCAUGUUGACGUAGAAAGGCCAUUGAAAGGGGAGGCGUUGGAGAUGUCACUAGUGGGUUACUUACUGGAGAACUCACCAAACCUCAAGAAACUAUCAUUAAGUUUGCAUGAUUCCCUAAAGAAAGGAGAAUCUGUCCACAAGCUAACAUUAAGCUUGGAUGAUGCCCCAAAGAAAGGAGAAUCUGACAUCUUCAUAGAACUCCUUAACUUUCCGAGAUUCUCUAGGUCAUGCCAAAUUAUUGUACGAUGA
Molecule: messenger RNA, 1090 nt
Organism: Brassica napus (rape)
Lineage: Eukaryota; Viridiplantae; Streptophyta; Magnoliopsida; Brassicales; Brassicaceae
Product: F-box/FBD/LRR-repeat protein At1g78750-like
Exons: 3
Coding region: 89-1090 (333 amino acids)
Source: RefSeq, a predicted model, not a curated record